CGCGGUUGUCCAAUGCACAGUGACGAACCGCCACCACAGUCUACUGCGCAACUUUGUGGCUUUGUGGCUUCACAUAGAGUUACACUUUGACUAUUUAUAACGACAAGAAACUUCUCAACUCUGCUGGUCAUGCCAUCUCAAUCUACCCUUUCUGCUGACGACAAAGCCAAAGUGAAGUCUGCUAUUCCAGUGUCACCAGCAACGAACAAGAUAUUCUGGGCAACAUUUGCAAGGAUUUAUUAUGCGUAUCCGGAUCCGAAUAAAUGGGCUUAUGCUGGACUGCAGGGUGCAUUGACUCUAACCAGGUCAAAUGUUACAUUGGAGUUUUCCUUCAACCUCGUUGACCUGACUGGAACUCGCGGCAUUAUAUGGUCGCAUGAAUUUUACCAGGGACUUGAGGCAGAAUAUAAUACAGAUAGGCCAUGGUUUCAUUCAUUCCCGGGUGAUGAAUGCAUGAUUGGCUUUGUAUUUGUCGACGAGAGUGAGGCAAAGAGCUUCGAGAAAAAGGUCAGAGAGAAGACCGGUAAGAAAUCAAAGGCCAAAUCCAAGAAAUCCAAAUCACCUACCGUGAAAUCCUCUGGCAAAAUUGAUAAAUCCCUCAUUUCUGCACCUACACAAUUUAAACAUGUUGCUCACAUGGGCUACGAUGCGGAUAAAGGGUUCACUUCGCGAAAUGUCGAUCCAUCCUGGACGACAAUCGUUGGGAAUCUGGAGGAGGAAGGAAUCGACAAGAAGAUCAUCGAGAGAGAAGUCGAAUUUAUUCGUGAUUUUCGCAAAGUUUAUCCUGAAGCUCAAGCAGAGGCAGAGAAGAAAGAACAGAAGAAGAAACCAGCGACGACGAAACCGCCGCCUCCGCCGUCGAGAGGUGGUGCACCUCCUCCACCCCCUCCACCAAGAGGAGGAGGAUCUAGAAAUUCUGCACCUCCUCCUCCGCCGCCGCCACCACCUUCUGCUGCUGCUGCCACGCCACCUUCAACUGCGCAUGCACCCUCAUCUGCACCUCCUGCACCACCUGCCCGUCCCUCGACUGGUCAUCAUGUACCACCUCCUCCUCCUGCGCGCCCAGCGUCAUCGCAUACACCGGCGCCACCAAGUAGACCGCCACCUCCUUCAUCUGGUCCCCCACCACCGCCGCCGCCGCCACCCCCAGCCGGUGGUUCUGCUCCACCCCCUCCUCCACCUCCACCACCACCCCCUCCCUCAGGCGCACGUACUGGCGCUCCACCGCCCCCUCCACCUCCACCACCUCCACCGGGAGCCUCAGGUGUCCCACCCCCUCCACCCUCCUUAGGCUUACCCGCUCCCCAACCCGGACGCGGUGACCUCCUCGCAUCAAUCCAGGGCAAAGGUAUCCAUUCAUUGAAAAAGACUGAAGGUCCCCCGGCUAGUGGCUCGUUGUCCUCUGCGUCCCCGAGAGGUGGUACGCCUGCCAUCGAGGAAUCUGCCAGCAGUAGUAGUGGGGGCGGUGGUGGAGCGUCGGAUCUGACUAGUGCUUUAGCUAGUGCCUUGAUGGCGAGGAAUGCAAAGAUGGGUGAGGAUAGUGAUGAUGAGGAGGAAGAUGAUGAGUGGGAUUAAGGUCCUUGAUCAUACAUAUUUUCGAAGUGGUGAAUGCUAGGUAUCCUUUCAAUGUUCCAUACUUUACUUAGGCUCCUGAUAUGUCUUUCCUUAGACUAUGAUUAUAAUACACUUCAGAUUGUACUUAUUUCUACUUUUAUUGGACAUUUGGAUGCUUGUUGCUCAUGAUUAGUGACCUCCCCUCCUGAGCUUGUUCAUGAGGUGAGGUGGGUGCACCUUUUUCAUGAUCCAGAUUAAUUCAAGAAAUAAACACUCAAUUCAUAUCUUCAUUGAUCCUUGUAUCAUACAAUAUAUCUCACUCAAACACAUUCAUGAGCAUGAUAACAAGUUUGAUGUAUUUUUUCAUUUACCCUAAAACAGGAUUUUACAUACAUAAAUAGAAAGAUGGCCUCUUGAGCCUUGAAUAACAAGUCUUCUUAUCCCA
Lentinula edodes (shiitake mushroom) is the source of this 1999-nucleotide messenger RNA. RefSeq lists its product as uncharacterized. Bases 130 to 1575 code for a protein of 481 amino acids. Lineage: Eukaryota; Fungi; Basidiomycota; Agaricomycetes; Agaricales; Omphalotaceae. The transcript has 3 exons. Gene Ontology annotation, biological process: actin filament organization; regulation of Rho protein signal transduction. The record is from RefSeq and is a predicted model, not a curated record. Gene Ontology annotation, molecular function: actin binding; small GTPase binding.